This is a messenger RNA of Pelecanus crispus (Dalmatian pelican), 2377 nucleotides long. The record is from RefSeq and is a predicted model, not a curated record. NCBI's taxonomy places the organism in Eukaryota, Metazoa, Chordata, Aves, Pelecaniformes, Pelecanidae.
AUGCCGACAAAGCUAUGCGGCAGUGACCCGAUGGAACUGACUUUGGAUGAGAAAUUUUUCAGACCAUCCUAUAUUGCUAGUGUUGAGCCACCUCAAAAACCAGGACCAGUAAAUGUGGAAGAUAUUAAAGCAGAUCUAUCUGCUGAAUUUUCUUUGGCUUCUUCAAGCUCAGACACAAGCCAGAGGAGCAGUUUGGAGUCUAAAGGACACAUAGAAGUUUGUCUGCGUAUUAGGCCAUUUACAUCGUUGGAAAGAGAAUAUGAAUUGCAGGACUGCGUUUCACUUGAAGACUCAACAAGCAUCAUACUGAAGCCCCCCAAAAACUCUUUGAGUCGAUUAAGUGAAAAAACUGGUGGACAGAUGAUACAGAAGUUUACUUUUUCACGAGUGUUUGGACCUGAAACAACUCAAGAAGAAUUCUUUGAAGGUACCAUGAAGCAACCAGUGCAAGAUUUCUUAGAUGGAUAUAAUCGUCUUAUUUUUACAUAUGGUGUUACAAAUGCUGGGAAAACCUACACGUUCCAAGGGACAGAAGAUGAUGUUGGUAUUCUGCCAAGGACUAUGGAUAUGUUGUUUAAAAGUAUUCAAGGAAAGCUAUAUACAGCAAUGGAUCUCAAACCCCAUCGGUGUAGAGAUUAUAUAAAGCUGACUAAAGACCAAGUGAGAGAAGAAACUGCCAUUAAAAAUUCAAUACUUCGCUUAACAAAAGAGCAAGCAGAAAUGCUGUAUGCUGUGAUAGGGCCUGAUGUAAGGGAAGUGUCAGGAAUGAGUAUUCAGGUAGACCAUCAAAAUAGUACUAACAACAAAGCACCAGUUGAUUCUAAGGAUUUAGAAGAACUCUUAAAAGACUCGGAACAAUCUGGCACAACUGUAAAAGAUUACAUGAAGUUUUCUGUUUGGGUUUCAUUUUUCGAGAUUUACAAUGAAUGUUUUUAUGAUCUACUGAUUCCUAUAUCAAAUGACAAGAAAAGAAAAACACUACGCCUUGCUCAAGACAUCAAGGGAUGUUCUUAUGUAAAAGAUCUGCAGUGGGUUCCGAUUUCUGAUUCUAAAGAAGCUUUUAGACUUCUAAAACUGGGGUUGAAACAUCAGAGUAUUGCAAGCACGAAACUAAAUACUUGCUCCAGCAGAAGUCACAGCAUAUUCACAGUUAAGGUACUAAAAAUUGAAGAUUCAGGAGCACCACGAGUGACCCGAGUCAAUGAAUUGUCAAUGUGUGAUCUUGCUGGUUCAGAAAGAUGUACCAAGACCCACAAUGAAGGUGAUAGAUUGAAAGAGAGUGGAAAUAUAAACACCUCUCUCCUGAUUCUAGGCAAGUGUAUUAAUGCACUCAAGAACUGUCAACAGUCAAAGUUGCAGCAGCACAUACCCUUUCGGGAAAGUAAGUUAACUCAUUUUCUUCAAGGAUUCUUCAGUGGAAAGGGGAAGGUAUACAUGAUAGUAAACAUAAGCCAAUGUGCUUCAGCAUAUGAUGAAACGCUCAAUGUGCUAAAGUUCUCAGCCAUUGCACAAAAACUGGAAACUGGUCUAAGUAGUGACUCUGAACAGAGGAUAGGCUGGGUUUUAGUUAUGGAUGCGUCUAUUCUUCCUCAAGAUCAGUCAUUUGGCCAGAAAUCAGCAAGAGAAUCUUCACUACUUAGUGACACUAAAAUGCCAAUCCCAAGGAAAAGAGCUACUAUCCUAUGGGACAGGAGCUUAGAAGAUGUGAUUGAAGAUGAUGAUGAUGAUGAGAUGGAGGAACAGCAUAGUAUGUCAAGAGAAGAAGCAGUGCAGAAACAGGAAGAAAAUAAAGUUCUUAUUGGAAAAGAAGAAUAUAUGAUGCUGCUGAGUCUCAUAGAAGACUUGAAGAACAAACUUAUUACUGAAAAGAAGAAUAAGUUACUGCUGGAACUAAAAAUUCGUGAAGAAGUGACACAAGAAUUUGCCCAAUAUUUUGCUGAGCGGGAAAUAGAUUUCAAAGAGUGCCUUUCUCAUGAACGAGAACGGCUUGAAGAAAAUUCUGAAAGACGCCUGGAAAUCUUCAAGGAACUUGUAAAUGGCUAUACUAAAAACGCAGAAGAAGAAAAUAAAUUAAAGGAUCGGCCUUGUAGAGAACAAGCUGGACCUCUGGAUGAAGAAUAUAGCAUAGGGCCAGGCACCUGCAUUGAUCUUGAAGGCAUUAUUGAUUCUCUGCAGAAUGAUGUCAUUGAUAUCAAAAAGCAGGCAGAAGCAGCACACAGAUACAUUCUGUCCCUAGAGAACCCACAGGAAGCUAUAGGCUGGCUUGAAAAACAACUGGGGAAAACUACUGCUGAACUAACUAAGACCAAAGAAGAACUGACGAAGAAAACCAAUGAACUAAUCAAAACUGAAGAAGAGCUGACACAGAAAACCAAAG